Astyanax mexicanus (Mexican tetra) is the source of this 3297-nucleotide messenger RNA. It is a transcript of the gene agpat9l, whose product is annotated as 1-acylglycerol-3-phosphate O-acyltransferase 9, like. Lineage: Eukaryota; Metazoa; Chordata; Actinopteri; Characiformes; Acestrorhamphidae. Gene Ontology annotation, biological process: triglyceride biosynthetic process. The record is from RefSeq and is a predicted model, not a curated record. The transcript is spliced from 13 exons. Gene Ontology annotation, molecular function: glycerol-3-phosphate O-acyltransferase activity. Bases 676 to 1995 code for a protein of 439 amino acids. Gene Ontology annotation, cellular component: endoplasmic reticulum.
ACACACACGCACGCAAACACACCCCUUCUGGCGCAACAAGUACAGUGUGUAUCGCAAGCAGGUCAGAAGUGAUGAGACACUUCAGCAGGACUUGACGCCGGUGUGUGUGUACAGGUGUGUGUGUCUGCGCGUGUGUGUGUGUAUACAGGUUUGUUAGUGUGUGGGCUGUGUGUGUACGCAGGUGUACUGAAGCUUGUGUGUGUGUGUUUGUGUAGAUGUACAGGUGUGAUUAUACAGGUGGGUAGGAUUAUUGUACAGGUAGGUGUGUAAGCGUGUACAGGUGUGUGUGUGUGUUUAUGGGUGAACAGGUGAGUGCUGUGGACAUACAGGUGAUUUUGUGUAGGUGUACAGGUGAGUGUGUGUAAGGGUACGUACAAGUGAUUGUGGGUAAGAGUACAGGUGAGUUGAGGUAUCAUUACAGGUGUGUGAUGAGGGUGUACAGAUGAUUUUGUGUAGGUAUACAGGGGAGUGUGGGUAGGGGUACUUACAGGUGAUUGUGAUCAGGAGUACAGGCAAUUAGAGGCAUAUUUACAGGUGAGUGUGUGUAGGUGUACAGGUGUGUAGGUAGUUUUAUGUCUGCGUGUAUACAUGUAUUAGAGUAUGUACUGAGGUGUACAGUUGAGUGUGUGUGUAGGUGUUAGUGUGUGUGUGGUACAGGUGUGUGUGUGUAUCAGUAUGGAGGGUGUGGGGGCCGCAGUGUUACCUGUGGUGCAGGUAUUCUUCCUGACGCUGCUGCUGCUCAUCAUGCUGCCUGCCAUGUUCGGCUUCUCACUGGGCAUCACAGAGACCUACAUGAAGAUCCUCAUCAAAACACUGAAGUGGGCAACACUGAAGAUCCAGAAAAGUGUUGAAGAGGAGAGUAAAUUAAAAUCAUCGUCCUCAUCAAAUGGUCUGAUCCAGAGGGACGACUCUUCUCUGGAGAAGGAGAUCGGUGAGCGGAGGAGGAACCGCGGCGGGGAGUUUAUUCUGAGUGAUGUGUUUUAUUUCAGUCGUAAGGGAAUCGAGUCGAUAGUUGAGGACGAGGUCACGCAGAGGUUUACCUCCGAGGAGCUGGUGUCCUGGAACCUCCUCACUCGAACCAACAACAACUUCCAGUACAUCUCCAUGAAGCUCACCGUGCUGUGGGUCAUCGGCGUCGCCGUCCGCUACGGCAUCCUGCUGCCCCUCAGGGUCUCACUGACAGCUAUUGGUCUCAGCUGGCUGGUCAUCAGCACAACUGUAGUGGGAUUCCUCCCGAACUGCUGGUUAAAGAACUGGCUGAGUGAGCUGGUGCAUGUGAUGUGUUAUCGGAUCUGCGCCCGAGGCCUUUCAGCCACCAUUCACUACCACAACAGACAAAACAAACCAAAGAAAGGCGGGAUCUGCGUCGCCAAUCACACGUCACCCAUCGAUGUGGUGAUACUGGCCAAUGAUGGAGGCUAUGCCAUGGUGGGUCAGGUCCAUGGUGGGCUGAUGGGCGUGCUCCAGCGGGCGAUGGUGCGAGCGUGCCCACACAUCUGGUUUGAGAGAGCGGAGAUGAAAGAUCGCCACCUGGUGACACAGAGAUUGAGGGAUCACGUGAAAGACAAGAAAAAACUGCCCAUCCUGAUUUUCCCCGAGGGAACCUGCAUCAACAACACAUCCGUUAUGAUGUUCAAGAAGGGAAGUUUUGAAAUCGGUGGCACCAUUUACCCCGUCGCUAUAAAGUACGACCCUCAGUUUGGGGAUGCGUUCUGGAACAGUGCGAAGUAUAACAUGGUGAGUUACCUGCUGAGGAUGAUGACCAGCUGGGCCAUCGUCUGUAACGUCUGGUACCUCCCGCCCGUGACCCAACAGGAAGGAGAAGAUGCAGUGCAGUUUGCCAACAGGGUGAAGUCUGCUAUCGCACAUCAGGGGGGGCUGCUGGACCUGGCCUGGGACGGUGGUCUGAAGAGAGCUAAGGUGAAGGAAACUUACAAACAAGAGCAGCAGAAGAAGUACAGCAGCAUGGUGGUUGGAGACGAUAGCAGCGAAUGACCCGCCAAUCACAGUACUGUGAUUCUCCAAACCCACCAAUGACAGAGAGACUCUAAUCCCACCAAUCAGAGACAUACAAGACUCUUAACCUGCCAAUUACAGACACCCAAUUCUCCAAACUCCCCCAUUACAAAUCACCUGAAUUUUAUAUUGACCAAUUACAGACAUCACAGACCUCCAAGACUCCAAAUGCUCCAAUAAUAGACUUCCAAGACUCCAAAUCCAUCAACCACCUCUAAAACAUCAACCCCACCAAUUACAGACCUCCAAAACAUCAACCCCACCAAUCACAGGCCUUCAAGACACCAACCCCACUAAUUACAGACAUCCAAGGCUCCAAACCCACUAAUUACAGACCUCUGAGACAUCAAUAUCAACUCUCCAAUUUCAGACCUCAGAAAUAUCCACUUCACCAAAUACAGACCUCCGCGACAUUAACACCAACAACCACAGACCUUCAAGACAACAACCCCACCAGUCACAGACCUCCAAGACUCUUAAACUGAAUUUUAUAUUGACCAAUUACAGACAUCCCAGCCCUCCAUGACUCCAAAUGUAGCAAUUGUAGACAUCCAAGACUCCAAACCCACCAAUCACAGACCACUGAAACAUCAAACCACAGAGCUUCUAGAUAUCAACCCACCAAUUACAGACCUCCAAAAUGUCAACAACAACCACAAACUUCCAAGACACAACCUAUUACAUAACUUUGAAAUACCAACUUCACCAUUAGAGACUCAACCCCACCAACCUCAACCUCAACCAGUCAUCAACCAAUUACUGACUUCCAAGAGCCCAAACCCACCACACCCCAAUUUCAUCAAACACAAAACCUUCAACCUCACCAGCUACAGACCAGCAACUGACCCCACCAAUCACAGACUCCAACCCAGAGGAGAUUUCUCCACAGUGACCUCAGGUCCAGAGCCAAGGAGGUUCUGAGCCUCAGAUUAUUCCUCAGCUGCCUGUAUCAGUCUGUCUGUAUGUCUGUCUGUAGUGAGGGGAUUUAUUGGGGUCUGUAUCUGAUGCCUCCUGAGGAACCAACUCUCUGACCGUCGUCCCCCAUCUCAGGUCUCAGCUCUAAUGGAAUAUAAUAAUAAUAUAUUAUUGUUUACGUGGAAAUCACUCUGUCCUGCUCUUCGUUUUGCUAAUUGCUAAAGCUGGUGAUGUUCUGAUGUGGGAGAAAGUGAAAAGGUUGCACUGAUUUAUUUUUUUUUGAUGACAGAAAAUGUUUUUAGAUGGUGCCAAAUGCAGAUAUGUGAUGAUUAUUUUUCCUCAAUAAAGGAAUUUCAGACAAAUAAA